CACGCUGUCAAACAAUAUCGAAGUGGAAGUCUCUAAACGUGUCUUGCGAUGCUGAUCUGGACAGUUACCUUGAAGGCUGAGAUACUACUAAGGCAAAUCGAGUUGACACAGUAGAAAAACCUUUACAUGAGUAGAGACACUCUUGACCAUGCUUGGGUGUGUUUUCCCAUCCUGAGGACACUCCGAAGGCGAUGGGCCUUUUCGCCUAAACUGUAUUCUGGGACAAUCCAUACACGGAUACUUAAAUGCAUGCAAUUUUGACAUUACUCAACAUAUAUAUAACUCGUUGUUUCCAUUAUAAGUUUACAAUUCCUUGACUGAUACUUUUAUGAAUGAAUAUUUCUGUCAGUCAUGUUUUAAAUGCUAUUUUAAAUCCCCCAAAAUAAUUUACUAACUCAUUUUGUUUUAAAAGGUGAGACUAGACGGCAUUUGAUAUUGGGUAAACCAUGACAUGCACGUGCCAUCGAUUAAUUUAGAUCCACGAGGUACAGUAUACCCCCUAGCCCCUAGCAGUAUGUCUUGUCUCAGGCCGCAAGUAGAUGGCGUCUGACUACACUACAACACAACCAAUACAGCGAGAUAGCUGAGUCACAGAACUAGGUAGGCUACUGUGGAAAAAGCAACACAGAAACGGGUGUGAACACGGUUAUAGAAGCACCUGGCAAUUAUCGGGAAUCGUCUUGAAGAUGUUGUCCAUAACGUUGAAGACUCUUCAGCAGCAAACGUUUAAAAUCGAAAUAGAUCCAGAACUAACCGUAAAAGCCCUGAAGGAGAAGAUUGAGGUUGAGAAAGGGAAGGUUGGCUAUCCAGCCGCAGGGCAAAAGCUCAUCUAUGCAGGCAAAAUCUUGAAUGAUGACAUACCUUUAAAAGACUACAAAAUUGAUGAGAAAAACUUUGUGGUUGUCAUGGUUACAAAGCCCAAACCUCCAGCUCCUCAACAGAUUUCUCCUCAGGCAACCCCAGCCCCAGCCUCUAGCCCUGCUCCCGCCCCUGCGCCUCCUGUUGUUUCUGGGCUGUCCCUGUCAGACAUGACCUGUUCUACUUCUCCUGCCCCCAUGGAGAACUCAACCCUCUCCCCUACACCCACACCCGCCCCUGCCUCAAACCCCACAAAAUCAGUGGAGCCCUCCACACCCCCAUCCCCUGCACCAGCCCCUGCUUCUAUUCCCCCUGAAGCUCUGGGGGCCAAUGCAGCCCCAGCUCCUGCCGCAGCAGCAUGCCGCGUCCCUGUCUCACCCUCAGAGGACAAGCCUCACGGGGAGCACCCCGAACUGCCCCUCGCCACUACGCCAGCCCUCUCCUCCUCUAGCCUUGUUGAUGACUUAAGUCUCUUGGAAGAAGCAGCAUCGAUACUGGUGACAGGACAAGCGUAUGAGAAUCUGGUGUCUGAAAUCAUGUCUAUGGGAUAUGAAAGGGAGCAGGUUAUUGCAGCGCUGCGAGCCAGUUACAACAACCCAGACAGAGCCGUGGAGUACCUGCUAAUGGGGAUUCCGUCCGAGGCUGAUCUUCAGCCAGUGGAAGCGCUCCAACACAGAGUUCUGGCCAACCUCAAUCCCACUGCCGCAGUUCCUGCCCCAGCCUCUGCUCCAGCCUCUGCUCCAGCCUCUGCUCCAGCUUCAGAUCCAGCCACAGAUAUAGCCCAGCACCCACCAGCAGCCACCAGCGCAGUGUCUUCAACCCAGCAGCCCCCCUCGUCUGGUGGGCUGACUGGUGGGCUAACUGGUGGGCUUACUGGUGGGCUUACUGGUGGAGGUACUGGGGGUGGGAACCCUCUGGAGUUCCUGAGGAACCAGCCACAAUUCCAGCAGAUGAGACAGAUCAUCCAGCAGAACCCAACUCUUCUUCCUGCCCUGCUCCAGCAGCUGGGCAGAGAUAACCCCCAGUUGCUGCAGCAAAUUACCCAGCACCAGGAGAGGUUUGUGCAGAUGCUGAAUGAGCCUCAAGGAGGAGAGAUGGUAGAGGAGGGAGCUGAGGCCCAGGGGGCGCCACAGACUAACUACAUCCAGGUCACCCCACAGGAGAAGGAGGCCAUCGAGAGGUUGAAAGCCUUGGGAUUUCCAGAGGGACUUGUCAUUCAAGCAUAUUUUGCAUGUGAGAAGAACGAGAAUCUAGCUGCCAAUUUUCUGCUCCAACAAACAUUUGAUGACGAGUGAACGUGCCUGCCUUGGCAUGAAGGGGAAGAAUGGAGGGCUAGAGAAUGAGUAAUAGUGCUCCAGAAUGUGCUUUUGGAAGGAGUGGAAAAAGUUACCCAAAGUGACUGAUCUUCCCGGAUGCUUUUCAUUGGACAAAGACGUGAUGUGUUGUUACUGUCAGCUAGACCUUCUCCAUUCUGAGUGUUAGAUCUCCAUGGGCUCUCUCUCUCUCUCUCUCUCUCUCUCUCUCUCUCUCUCUCUCUCUCUCUCUCUCUCUCUCUCUCUCUCUCUCACUGCUGCUAUACCUGCUCCUUGUGCCGUGUCCAUCUAUAGAGUUACAGUGGGCAGCUUGCCCUCACCAUAUAUUGCUUUUCAAUCCCUCGCAAAUAAAACCCCAAGCAUACAUUAGCUGGUUGAUUCAUAUUUGUUAUGUAAACCUCAUCUCCUGGGAAAAUAUACUUGAGUGUCCUGUGAUAAAAUGACAAAACCAGCAAAAUGGCCACGGAACUCAAAUGUGUUGUUUGUUUUCUAGGCCGAGGCUGCGAAUCCGACAUUUCUCGACCCUCCGUUCUGACAGCUAAAGGUCCCGAAGCUUCUGCGCAUGUGUGUGAUUCUCUACUCACAGUCUCUGCUCUUCUAAUACAGAACCCCCCUUCACCUUUCUCACUGUCCAUCGUGAAUGAUAAUUCUUUCAUUUGUACCGGUGAAAUGCCCAUGCAGAAUCUGCAUACCAACCUUUGUGAUCUCAAUCAGUUUCAUGGGGAUAUGCAUUUAGAUCUUCUUAUACCGUGUUGUUUAGAAAUAGCCUACAGUGUUGUUUAGAAUUAUGUACAGUGUUGUUUAGAAUUAUGUACAGUGAUUGAAUUUUAGAGCAGACGGUACUUAGUUUCAAUCAAAGCAAAAUAUUAUUUACAUUUACAUUUAAGUCAUUUAGCAGACGCUCUUAUCCAGAGCGAUUAUGCCUAGUGGAGCAGACUUGUGUUUUGGCCACAUGAGAGAAAAAUCCAACCCUUCACACAAUCAUCUUUAAAAUCUCAUACGGAAUUAGGUGUUUCUUUGUUGUCUUACAGUAACGUUAUACUAUGCUAUUAUAUUUGGUCCUGUUAUGUUGAACACUAUCAUUAUGUGAUGUUGCAGACAUUGAUUCAGCUUUGAUCUAACUUUAGUAAUAAAGCCCCGUUCGUUCACCAGAGCAGAGAGUAAGUAGCCUGUUCUCUAUGAGUAGAGCGGAGACUGUACGUAAAAGUAGAGAGUUCCGCACAUAUACAGAAGUUUCGGGACCUUUAGCUGUUGGGAAGAGGGGUCCAGAAUCCGCAGCCACUCCGUUGUUUUAUUAUUUGUCUCCACAACGCUUCUUAUUUCUCUCAGCUGAUCAUUACUGUCCAACCUUUCCAAUAUGUUUGGGAUAUUUUGCCAAUGAAGUGUCCUAUUAAUGUUGGAGAGUUGCUUUGUCACUUUAUUUGACUGUUACAAAGGGAACAUUUCUUUGUAGAAGAGAAGGAUGUUCUGUGAUUGAUGUGUCAUCGUAUUAAAAUAUUAUAACACUGUAAAAUGAGACAUGGUAGAUGGUAGGGAAUACUGGAUUUGGUUCCAGAUGUGCCCCAGUGUAUUUUCACUGUAAGGUACCAAAUGAUUUUACAAAAGGAAGUUUUAGCCACAUUGUUUUUUUUCUCUUUUUUUUUCUCGAUAUCAUUGCUCAACAGUUGAAGACUAGUUGAAGCUGAAAGUCAAUUGAGCCAUGUCCUUAAUAUUAUUUUAGAAUCACUUUAAGCAUAUAACAAGAUUCUGCUCUCUCUGGACACUUUUUUGUGUGUGUUUUGAUUGCCCCUGAUCCUUAAUGUAUUAUAUCAAAAGAAAUCAUGCUGCAAGUUUUUUAACCAUGUAAUUGCUCUUUCAUGCCCCGUGGUUUGUCUCAUUUUGUUGAAGAGUAAUUGUUUGUUUGUGCAAAGUCAUGUACAGCUUUCAAAGGUCUAUCGUUAGUCGAUAUGUAUUUUUGUUUUUGCAUAGAUGAGUCCUAUAGGAUUUACGUUGCCUAUCAAAAGUAAACACCCAUCUCAUAAAAUGUGCUAGAGUGAAGGUAAGUCCUGGAAGUCCUAUAAGCCAAAAGAAAACAAGUAAACAUCCCACAAAACUGGCCUUGGCUUUUCAUUUUUCUCUUGUGUGUAGAUGGGAAAGAUUGACCCAGCAGAGUUUCUGACUGUACAUGGAGUUGAUUUAUGCUUUUGCAAAAGGAAGCACUUUAAUGUGAAGACUGUUGCUCUGAGAUAUGUAAGGUUGGUUAAUUGCAUGAGUGUAUAACAGAGGCUCUAGCUGAGCUAUGGCAUGCUGUGGAACCACAGGAGUGAUGAUUUCAGCAUCUAAGUUUUCGUUUUGUUGUUUUGUUUUCUUUGAAACUACAAUAAAGCAAAAGGGUUUUAGACUUAAAUGCACCACUUGAAGGUUUAUUUAAGGUUAUUAUUUCAGCGUUAUGUCAAAUAAAUAGCUUUUUACAGAG
Molecule: messenger RNA, 4626 nt
Organism: Oncorhynchus nerka (sockeye salmon)
Lineage: Eukaryota; Metazoa; Chordata; Actinopteri; Salmoniformes; Salmonidae
Product: UV excision repair protein RAD23 homolog B-like
Exons: 10
Coding region: 687-2153 (488 amino acids)
Biological process (GO): proteasome-mediated ubiquitin-dependent protein catabolic process; nucleotide-excision repair
Cellular component (GO): cytosol; nucleoplasm
Molecular function (GO): proteasome binding; damaged DNA binding; ubiquitin binding
Source: RefSeq, a predicted model, not a curated record